Molecule: messenger RNA, 1529 nt
Organism: Carcharodon carcharias (great white shark)
Lineage: Eukaryota; Metazoa; Chordata; Chondrichthyes; Lamniformes; Lamnidae
Product: serine/threonine-protein kinase 19-like
Exons: 7
Coding region: 149-937 (262 amino acids)
Biological process (GO): protein phosphorylation; positive regulation of Ras protein signal transduction
Molecular function (GO): protein serine/threonine kinase activity
Source: RefSeq, a predicted model, not a curated record
AGGCGCACAAUAUAAAACGUCAUCUCUAAGCGCUGAUGUUUGGGUGUCGCUGAGUGAUUUUGUAUGUGUGGCAGCUGUUAAAUGUCGGCGUCAGCGGCUUCUGGUGAAGGGAGAGGCAGUUAUAGCCUGUGAUUUGAAUGAUUUGGCAAUGAAUCGGAAGAGAAACUUGAUACAGACCAUUUUUCGGCAGGUUAAGAAACGUAAAUUUGGAUUAGUGGAAGACUUCAAGUUGUUGGAUAAGACAGAAGCCAAUAACUUUGACGGGGUGCCAAAUGAUACUAAGUCUGCGCUGAUUUUUUUAGCGUCCUUAUUUCCUCGUAAAUUAUUUGAUGAUUCUCUUCCGCCUAUUGUUCUAAAACACCAACUUUACAGCAUUGUUAAAGACAAAACUACAGUUGAUCGUCAGCUGAAUGAACUGAAGGACCUGGGAGAUGUUAGGAUUUUCCAGUUUGGAUUUGACACGGAUGUGUUCGGCAUUGUAUUUACUGAAGAUUACAAAAGUAAAGUUUUGGCUGCGACAGCAACAAAAGAGACUGCUGUAACAGUACAAAGGUUUCUGGAGACUGUGUUGAACUCAUGUACAGAUAUUGGUUUCAACAAAGAUAAAAUGCUGAAGGAUUUUUCAUUUCGUGACCAAGAAAUAACGCAGCUGGUGAAUGCAGGACUUCUUACAGUACGAGAUGUUGGAAGCUGGUGGCUUGCUAUUCCAGGUGCUGGGCGAUUUGUGAAAUACUUUGUGAAAGGUCGCAAAGCUGUUCUUGGUAUGAUCCGGAAAUCUAAAUACAAUGAAGUUUUGCAGUCGGACCUAGAAACUCGGAAAGUAACCUCCACAGUAAAGUUAGGGAUCCAGUAUCAUGUUCAUGACAUCGUUGGAGCAGAGUUGGUGAAAUGCAUCCCAACAACUACUGGAACCUUGCUGCGCCUGAAUGACACCUGACCCACAGAACACUGCUGCAAACCAACCUAUAGACCAAGUUUGAUCUGCAUGUUUGACCAGGAUAUAAUCAAUAACAGGAGAGGAUGCUGGGAAAAGGGAGCAAUGUGGAAAGAGGCAGGAAAAAAAGAUAUAGACAUAGUGAAUUUUUUUUUAUGUUGCUGAAAAGUCUGAUACUCUGAAAUUAAACAUUUCAGCUAUUCAUUAUUUGCCAAGCCUGUAAAACAGAACAACACAGUCAUAUGUUGUAAUACACAAAUUUAGCUAAAUAUAUACAUAUUUAAGUUUAAAUUGUUUGUUAAAUGGAAUGAAAUGUGGUUUUAUUUUUCCAAUUUUUUGCUAAUGUACGAUGAGUGUGUUGGAUCAACGUUACAGAAAGCUUGGAAUACAGUGCAACAGAGUGUGUACAAGUUGUGCAUGUGUACAUUUGAUAAACUCUUUGAUUUACUGUGACUUUAAGUUGGAACAUUUCAACUGCUAAAAGUGUAAAUUGACACUCAGAGCCUUAAAGCAUCCUGGAAUAAAUUAACCAUUUUAUUACUUGUAGCUAGAGUACGAGUCCUCAAACCAAUUAAAAGUCAAAAGAAAGCAAAAA